Messenger RNA from Parastagonospora nodorum SN15, 522 nucleotides. RefSeq lists its product as hypothetical. The coding region runs from base 1 to 522 and encodes 173 amino acids. The transcript has 2 exons. The record is from RefSeq and is a predicted model, not a curated record. Lineage: Eukaryota; Fungi; Ascomycota; Dothideomycetes; Pleosporales; Phaeosphaeriaceae.
AUGGACGCCGGAUGGGAAGAACUUGAGCGUAUGGCGAUGGCUGCAUCCGCCGAUGACGCGCAAGUCGCAAACCAAUACCCCUCACCAGACACCAUCGAGCGCUGGAAGCGACUCUUUGGCUACUCUCACAUGGAAGCCGUCCGUCUAAUCGGAGAACAACGAGGAGAUGUCACGCGCGAGCGCAUCACAGACGAUCACUGGGCCCUCAUCAAGGACGAGAAAGAAGCACUUGGGUACGAUCGCGAAGCAUACGAACAUAGUCUGCAGCUUCCCAAGGUCUUUAAGAGUCAGAGCGCCACUAUCCCUACGACUGGAGCUAAUGGCGAGAUGAUGUCGUUGUUCCGCCUGGGUGGCUUGCUCGAGUCGGCAGAGAAGGUCAAGGAAAUCGCCGGUCUUGACAAGAUGCCAGAGGUCAGGGAGGGUUCGAAUGAGAUCGGCAUGGUGAAAUUCUGUGUAGUAGAUAUGGAGGCCCAGAAGAAGUUGGAGGAGUGGUUGGCGCAGCGGGCAGUGCUUCAAGGUUGA